Gossypium arboreum is the source of this 1253-nucleotide messenger RNA. RefSeq names its product pectinesterase QRT1-like. NCBI's taxonomy places the organism in Eukaryota, Viridiplantae, Streptophyta, Magnoliopsida, Malvales, Malvaceae. Gene Ontology annotation, molecular function: pectinesterase activity. Bases 62 to 1144 code for a protein of 360 amino acids. The transcript is spliced from 5 exons. Gene Ontology annotation, biological process: cell wall modification. The record is from RefSeq and is a predicted model, not a curated record.
AGAUGGGAUUUUAUUGGUUUCUGGUUUUUUCUAAUGACAAAGCUUUAAUAGAAUCCAAGUUAUGGACUACUGUUGCGUUUUGGUUAUGGUUAUUAUGACCCUUUUUGCUUCUUGUUUUGGAGUUGGUUUAUCGAAGACUAAUGAAAUAUAUGUGAAGAAUUUCAUCAGUUGGGAUGACAUGAAAGUUGAUGGACAUAAAAUAAGAUUGAAUACUUCAACAGUCUAUCAUAAUCAGAGUCGAGUUAUUGUGGUUGAUAAAAAUGGCGGUGGAGAUUCAAUCACAGUUCAAGAAGCAGUAAACAUGGUUCCUGAAUAUAAUAAACAAAGAGUUAAGAUUUAUAUUCUUCCAGGAAUUUACAGGGAGAAAGUAGUUGUUCCACGUUUCAAGCCGUAUAUAUCAUUUGUAGGGAACGAAGGUCAAAUGGCCAACACCAUAAUUUCAUGGCACGAUAAAGCUUCUGAUAGGAACAGCAAUGGAGGUAGCUUGGGAACUUACAGAUCAGCUUCUGUCACAGUAGGAUCUGAUUAUUUCUGCGCCACUGACAUCACAUUUGAGAAUACAGUGAUUGGAGCUCCUGGAGAACCUGGAAGGCAAGCAGUGGCACUGAGGAUUUAUGGUGACAAGGCAAUGUUUUACAAGGUCAAGAUUGUGGGGGGACAAGACACACUUUUAGAUGAAACUGGAUCACAUUACUUCUACCAUUCAGUAAUUCAAGGCAGUGUGGAUUUCAUCUGUGGCAAGUCGAGAUCACUGUAUCAGGAAUGUUUGAUUCAAUCCACAGCUAAAAAGAUUGGAGCCAUUGCAGCACACCACAGGGAUUUACCAGAUGAUAAUACAGGUUUUUCAUUUGUAAGCUGCAUAAUCACUGGAAGUGGUAAAGUUUACUUGGGAAGAGCUUGGGGAAACUAUUCAAGAACUAUAUAUUCUAACUGUUAUUUUGACAAUGUUAUAAUUCCUGCUGGAUGGAGCGACUGGAACGACCUUUUAAGGCACAAGACUGUAGAAUUCGGGGAAUUCCAGAGCUGGGGAACAGGAUCUGAUACAAGUGGAAGGGUGCCAUGGUCAAAGAAACUUACUUACGAAGAAGCUAAACCUUUUAUGGACAUAAAAUUCAUAGAUGGAAAACAGUGGCUGAAACUUUAAGUUGUUCUCUCUUUUUCAUUAUUCAAGGCCUAGCCUUAUCUCCCCCACAUACGAAUCACAAAUAUUUAUUUUUCAUAAUUAACUCAAUAAAAGCAAUCCAAAAGUUCUU